This is a messenger RNA of Drosophila novamexicana, 2988 nucleotides long. It is a transcript of the gene Pi3K59F, whose product is annotated as phosphatidylinositol 3-kinase catalytic subunit type 3. Gene Ontology annotation, cellular component: phosphatidylinositol 3-kinase complex, class III, type I; endosome; phosphatidylinositol 3-kinase complex, class III, type II. NCBI's taxonomy places the organism in Eukaryota, Metazoa, Arthropoda, Insecta, Diptera, Drosophilidae. Gene Ontology annotation, biological process: phosphatidylinositol-mediated signaling; endocytosis; phosphatidylinositol-3-phosphate biosynthetic process. Gene Ontology annotation, molecular function: 1-phosphatidylinositol-3-kinase activity. The transcript has 7 exons. The record is from RefSeq and is a predicted model, not a curated record. The coding region runs from base 57 to 2888 and encodes 943 amino acids.
CUGAUUGACGAUAAGUUCGUCAGCAAGCAGCUGCUUGUGUAUAAAAAAUAUACACUAUGGACCAGCCCGAUGAUCAUUUUCGCUAUAUACACAGUUCCUCGCUGCACGAACGUGUCCAAAUCAAGGUCGGCACCCUUGAGGGCAAGAAACGCCAGCCAGAUUAUGAGAAACUGCUCGAUGAUCCCAUACUCCGCUUCUCGGGCCUCUAUUCCGAGGAGUACCCCUCGUUCCAAGUUCGGCUGCAAGUUUACAACGAUGGACGCCCCUAUUGCUUGCCCGUGCACAAUUCGUAUAAGGCCUUCGGCAAACGCUGGAGCUGGAACGAAUGGGUGACGUUGCCUUUGUUAUUCUCCGACUUACCACGCAGCGCCAUGCUGGUGCUGACCAUACUCGACUGCUCAGGAGCUGGCCAAACAACGGUUAUUGGCGGCACGGCAAUCUCCAUGUUUGGCAAGAACGGCAUGUUCCGCCAGGGCAUGUACGACUUGCGUGUCUGGCUAGGCGUAGAGGGCGAUGGCAACUUUCCGAGCAAAACCCCUGGCAAGGGCAAGGAAUCCUCCAAAUCGCAGAUGCAGCGACUUGGCAAACUGGCCAAAAAGCAUCGCAACGGUCAGGUGCAAAAGGUCGACUGGCUGGAUCGUUUGACAUUCCGUGAAAUCGAGGUGAUUAACGAGCGCGAGAAACGCAUGUCCGACUAUAUGUUUCUCAUGAUUGAGUUCCCCACCAUCAUCGUGGACGACAUGUACAACUAUUCAGUUGUCUAUUUUGAGCCAGAAGUGGACAACAAGUAUAAAUUGCCGGCCAAACCCAAGCUGGUUCUGGUCCCGGACUCGGAAAUUCAAAUGGAGAAUCUGGUGGAGCGCAAACAUCAUCGUUUGGCACGUUCGGAGCGCUCUGGCAUUUCAGAUCGGGAAGCCAAACCGACAACAAUCAUUCGGGAUCAAUUGCACAAAAUAGUGUGCUAUCCGCCCACUUAUGUGCUGAGCAACGAGGAGCAGGACUUGGUUUGGAAGUUCCGUUUCUACUUGUCAUCGCAUAAAAAGGCGCUCACAAAGUUUCUGAAAUGCAUCAAUUGGAAACUGAACGAUGAGGUCAACCAAGCGCUUUGGAUGCUCGCCAAUUGGGCGCCCAUGGAUGUGGAGGAUGCACUGGAACUGCUCAGUCCAACAUUCAGACACCCGGAGGUGCGCAAAUAUGCCAUAAGUCGUCUGGCACAGGCACCUGACGAAGAUCUCCUGCUGUAUCUGCUGCAACUGGUGCAGGCGCUCAAAUAUGAGGAUAUCCGCAUCAUCAUACAGCUGCACAAGUUCAACAUACCCGAGCCAGAGCGCGACGUGGUGCGCUCGCUGCUGGACGAGAAUGACUCUCUGCUAGACCAGAGCAGCAUUUCCGAUUUGAGCACUGCGAGCAGCGCCCUGCAUGCCUCGGUCAUACCUGCCAAUCAGCGUGCUGCACUGGCCGCCGGUAAGGUUGAGAAUUCUACCAUGGCGAGCAGUGUGAGUGCGCCGGCAAUCAGGGCCAGCACUCCAGCACUGAGGAUGGAGCGCGCUGAUGCUGCCGAUACAAGCGCCGGCUCGCUGGCCACCCAGUCCAACUCGCAUACACCGCUUCUGGGCCAGACUGGUGUGCCCAAUCUGUGCCAGUUCCUAAUACAGCGCGCUUGUAAGAACGCCACGCUGGCCAACUAUUUGUACUGGUAUUUGUCCAUCGAGGUGGAGGAUGUGGCGUCGGUGCAUAAACAGGAUCAGCGGACGCACGACAUGUACGCCAUGGUCCUCAAUAUAUUCCUCAAGGAGCUCUAUGACGGUGACUUUCAUUUGCGCGGCAUUUCCUAUAAUCUGCGCAAGCAGCAGUGCUUCAUUGACGAGCUGGUCAAGUUGGUUAAGCUGGUGGCCAAGGAGCCGGGCAAUCGCAACAAGAAAACGGAAAAGUUCCAAAAGCUGCUGGCCGAGCAGACCAUGUUCAAGGUGAACUUUACCAACUUUGAGCCCAUACCAUUCCCCCUGGAUCCGGAGAUCUAUAUAACUAAAAUAAUACCACAGCGCACGUCGCUUUUCAAGAGCGCCCUCAUGCCAGCCAAGCUUACCUUUGUCACAUCCAUUGCAAAGCACGAGUAUGUGGCCAUUUUCAAGCAUGGCGAUGACCUGCGACAGGAUCAGCUAAUACUCCAAAUGAUUACGCUAAUGGACAAACUGCUGCGACGGGAGAAUCUUGAUCUCAAACUGACACCGUAUAAGGUGCUAGCGACAAGUUCCAAGCACGGGUUCCUUCAAUAUAUCGACUCUUGCACCGUGGCGGAGGUGCUGGCCCGGGAGGGCAACAUACUUAACUUUUUCAAGCGGCACAAUCCCUGCGAGAGCGGCCCCUACGGCAUAUCCGCCGAAGUGAUGGACACAUACAUCAAGAGUUGUGCGGGCUACUGUGUGAUCACAUAUUUGCUAGGUGUGGGUGAUCGGCAUUUGGACAAUCUGCUGUUGACGAGCACCGGCAAGCUGUUUCAUAUCGAUUUCGGUUACAUACUAGGACGCGAUCCGAAGCCUAUGCCCCCGCCCAUGAAGCUGAGCAAGGAAAUGGUCGAGGCGAUGGGCGGUGUCAGCUCGGACCACUAUCACGAAUUCCGCAAACAGUGCUAUACGGCGUAUUUACAUUUACGUCGGCAUGCCAAUGUCAUGCUGAAUCUGUUCUCGCUAAUGGUGGAUGCCACAGUGCCCGAUAUCGCUCUGGAGCCAGACAAGGCGGUCAAGAAAGUUGAGGAGAAUCUACAAUUGGGCCUAUCCGACGAGGAGGCGGUUCAGCAUUUGCAGAGCCUGCUGGACAUAUCCAUAACAGCUGUGAUGCCGGCGCUGGUCGAGCAGAUACAUCGUAUCACGCAAUACUGGCGCAAGUAAAUGCCAGUAAAUGUAAUAUAACUUUUUAGGUAAGUGUAUUUUAAUCCAAACGUAGUAGGUAUAGCACAUACCUACAUUCUGGUGUAUUAUAUAUAUAUAU